Messenger RNA from Mesorhabditis belari, 1008 nucleotides. Lineage: Eukaryota; Metazoa; Nematoda; Chromadorea; Rhabditida; Rhabditidae. The record is from the annotation of a GenBank genome assembly.
AUGGGCGGUAAGCGCAGAGGCGGUGGUGGGGGUGGACCGCCUGAACGCGUACGGACACAUUUGUUAUUUUCGAGGGAACACACGCAAAGCACCCAAAAGAGGAAACGAAGACCCCAUAACAAAUUGCAACACACAAAUGUCCACAAAAAAGACGAAAUGGUGCAAGCGGGAGCGGGUUUAUUAGAUCCAACCGAGUGGACCGGCAAUCAACGAGUUCUACACUAUGGACCAAUGGCACAAAGGGAUCCAUAUUUCUACUAUUAUCCAAAAGGAUGGGAUAUUUUAUAUCCAGCCACUUUUGGAUUUUUCCCCUAUCGGACAACUCGAUUUCGAGGUUCUCAUUCCACGGUUUGUGUUGGCGCAUUUGGUGUUUUUUUAUUGUUCGGUGGAGCUUUUAUGGUAUUUCUUGGUUAUUUCUGGCUCAAAGUGCUACAGAUUGUGGGUCCUGUUUUUCUUAUUCUUGGCGCUAUUCUAUGCUCACUUGCCUGUUGCCUCAGUCUGACAAACAGUGAUUUUUUCAAAACCUAUUUGCAUCAUACCAAACAACAUGAAGAGCCAUCAAAAUUGACGACAAUCACUACCAUUUAUCGGGAUCCCGAGCCCUAUUUCGAGAAAGAUCCCUAUCAACCACUUCCACCGCCCGCCUAUCCGGUUUUAGCCAAUAAAUAUGCUCACUCGAACGUUGUUAAACCACAUGAUGAAUUGAAACUCUAUCCACCAGUUAUUCCCGGUUGUUCGACUCUCUCUUUGCAUGGCCGGAGUCCUUCACAUUUACUCGUAGGAAGCCCAUACAAUACUUUACGAGUGUACGGUACUCAGAGUCAAAGAUAUCAAGCCGGCAAUGGUGCCGAAACUACUUCUGAACGUCGUCGUGUGGGAAGCAUAGUCACGAAUAAAAAGACGAAUAGUGAACAAAAACGAUCAAAAAGUGCGGGUCCGUUACCUCGAAGUGGUUCGAAUCGCUCUACAAGAUCACAACGACCACGUGAACGGGAAAAUAGUCAAAUU